GCUAUUUUAAUGUUAGGAGGACAGCCUGCUGCCAUAACGAGAUCUGUCGUAUGAAAAAGUUUUUGCACUGUAUUUUUUUGAAUGCUAAAUUGUAAACUAACGUCAUGAUGAAAUCAAUGAGAGAAAUUAAUUUGGAUACGUACGGUUUGUCUCUGCUAACAGCAAAAGAAGAUAUAUUGAACCCACGCUCCUCUACAAACUGGGCUUUGUUUGCUUACGAUGGAAUAAGGCUCAAACUGGCUGAUUCUGGAGCAGGUGGAUUGAAAGAGCUGAUGACUAAGCUACACCCCAGAGGCUCUUUUUAUGGGAUGUGCAGGGUGGGCACAAAUCAAUCCCUCAUCGUCAUGAUAUUAUGGGUAGGAAUUGAGGUGGAUGAAUAUCGCAGAGCUGAGUGUGCCAGUCACCUGCCAGCGAUAAGGGCAUUCUUCAGGGAAGUUCAAAUCUUUCUUCCUGCACACACUUUGGAUGAAAUGACAGAAGAAAGGAUGUGUGCUCUGGCCAGUAAGGCUGCGAUGGUGAUGCAGAGGCCGAGACAGAGACCGGGCCUCCGGCGAGAAGAAAGAGAGGAGACUGUGGGCACAAAUUACAAGCGAACAAUCGCAGCAGCGGAGACCCUAAGAAUCCAAAGAGAAUCUUUCUGGACACAAGCAGAGAGAGAGGAGGAUGAAAGAAAGAAAGAGGAACAGCAGAGGGCAGCAGAAGACAGGAGACAGAGAGAGAUAGAGAGACUGCACCAGGAGAGGAGAGAAGCAAUGGAGCGAAAGAAGAAGAUGAUGGAAAGAGAACAGAAGAUCACAGAGCAGAGGAGAAUACAAUCGCAAAUGGAGGCAGAGGAACGCAAGCAGGAGAGAAUAAAAUGGAAGCACCAGGAAAGAGAACGAGAAGACAAGGAAGCAAGAGAUAGAUACUUACGCUCUGAAUCUGAAGAAAAAGCUGCUGAGGCAGCAGCUCUAGUGUCCCAGCAAACCACAAAUCCAAGAGAGUUCUUCAGACAACUGUCUUCGCCUUCAUUUGUCAACUCAGAUUCCCAACCCAGCUCACCAUAUCCAGUCAGGAGUCCUUACAGACGUCUUCAUCGUAGUCAGACGGACAAUAUCUUCAUUUUCAAUCAGCCUUCAUCUUUCACUCCUCCAUCUCCUUAUAGAUCAAGAGCGGCAUCACCGUACCUCCCAUCGACUCCAACAUCCAAAAGCCCAACUCUCAUGUUUCCUUCUUCACCGCACAGUCCAGAAAUGGUAUCACCUACCAUCUCGAAGCAAAAGAUUACUCAAGAUUGUGCAAUGGUUAAUAAAGUUGCUGCUGACGCUAUGCCACCCUCUAUUCUGCAGCUCCAAGCAAAACCAUCAGAUUCAAUGAAUGCUGAAUCCGAAAUAAAAAAAAACAUCACUGCCAUAUUAGACAGUCUUGUCUUUUAUCCUCCACCACCAACCAAAGAAGAGCUCAGAUUAGAUAACCGGAUCUUAGAUGAAGUAAAACCAACGGAUGAACUUUCUUCGUCUCUUUCUCAAUUGGAGUUUUCACCAAAACCAUUUGAGGACAUUUCCGAAGCUUCUAUGCAAACCCAACCUGAUGUGAAUCUGUCUUGUCAGAGUGUCUCAGAUGCUCUGACGUCCUCUCCUUCUCAAUCUUCUCCUGUUUCACUGGUUACACCAUGUCUCCUACCUCAACCUCCCUCUAGACCACUUCCCAUUCUGCCUUUCUCCCCACGAACAUUAAAGGAUCUGGAAUCACACAGAGAUUUUCCUGCAUCGGCUUCUGUUAGAUCUAUGGUUGAGGAGGAAGAGAUUGAGCAAGAGAUUGAAGGAGAGGACAGAGAGAUGGUUGAGAAGGAAUGGAUUCAUGAGGAGUCAGUGAGAGAGAUCCGAGAAGAGGAAAAUGAGGUGGUGGAAGAAGGGAAAGAAGGUGAAUUGAGAGAAAAUAGAGAGGAGAUGAAUGCAGGACAGGAGGAACCAGAUAGGAAGAAUAUGGAAAAACAUGACAGUGAAAAACAUGAUGAUGAGAAUAUUUUGGAGGAGACUGAGAGUGUAUAUAUACAAGAUGAAAAAAUCAUUGACAAAUCCCAGACAGAAAAAAUACAAUGUGGGGAAAUUAUGAAAGAAUGUGAAAAAGUAAAUGCUAAUAAAACUAUGGAGGAAUCAGAGAACGGAAAAGAACCAAAUGAGACAAUUAUGGAGGAUUCUGAGAGCAGGAAAUAUCAAGAUGGGGAAAUCAUCGAAGAAUCUGAAAGCGAAAAAUGUAAAGAAGAGAAAAUUGUGGAGGAUGCUAAUGAAAAAUAUCAAGAUAAAAGAAUUGUGGAGGCGUCUGAGAAUGUCAAAGAUCAAGAAGAGAAAAUGAUGGAAGAAUCUAAAAGCGAAAAAUGUCAAGAAGAGAAAAUUGUGGAAGACUGUAAAAAAUAUCAAGAAGUGAAAAGUCUACAAGAAUUUGAGUGUGACAAAUACAAAGAUGAGAAAAUUAUGGAAAAAUCUAACGAUGAAAAAUAUCAAGAACAGAAAAUUGAGGGGGAAUUUAAGAAAAUAAAAGAUCAAGAUGAAAGAACUAUGGAAGAAUCUGAAAGAGAUAAAUGUCACGAAGAGAAAAUUAUAGAAGAAGCUGACAUUGAAGAAUAUAAAAAUGAGAAAAUUGCGGAGGAAUCUGAGAACGUAAAAGAUCAAGAUGAGAAAAUAAUGGAAGAAUCUCAGAGUGAAAAAUAUCAAGAUGAGAAAAUUGAGGAACAAUCUGAGAAUGUACAAGAACUAGAUGAAACAAUUAUGGAAGAAUCUGAAAGUGAAAAAUAUCAAGAAGUGAAAAUUCUACAAGAAUUUGAGUGUGACAAAUACGAAGACAAGAAAAUUAUUGAAAAAUCUAAUGAUAAAAAAUGUCAAGAACAGAAAAUUGAGGGGGAAUUAAAGAAAAUUAAAGAUCAAGAUGAGAGAACUAUAGAAGAAUCUGAAAGAGAUAAAUGUCAAGAAGAGAAAAUGACAGAAGAAGCUGACAUUGAAGAAUAUAAAAAUGAGAAGAUUGUGGAGGAAUCUGAGAACGUAAAAGCUCAAAAUGAAACAAUUAUGGAUGAAUCUGAAAGUGAAAAAGAUCAAGAAGUGGACAUUCUACAAGAAUUUGAGAUGGAAAAAUCUAAAGAUGAGAAGAUUAGGGAAGAAACUAAAAGUGAAAAAUGUCAAGUAGAGAAAAUUACAGAAGAAUCUGACACUGAAAAAUAUCAAGAACAGAAAAUUGAGGUGGAAUCUAAGUAUGUACAAGAUCAAGAUGAGAAAAUUAUGGAAGUAUCUAGAAGCGAAAAAGGUCAAGAAGAGAAAAUUAAGAAUGAAACUGAACACGUAAAAUAUCCAGAUAUAAGAACUAUGGGGGAAACUGAGAGCAAAAAAUAUCAAGAUGAAAAAAUUAUGGAGGAACUUGAGAAUGAACAGAAAACUGUUGAAAACUGUGAUAGUGACGGAAAAGAUAAAGACGACUUUCAGGAGGUAUAUGAAGAGGCUUUAAUGAACCAAGAGAAUGAAGAAAAGCCACGUAAGGACUUUACCAUAACAGAAAAUUUGACUGUGUUAAAGGGAGAAUCUGAUUCUGAGAUUAUAAUGAUUCAUGACAAAACAGAUGAAGAAGGAGUGAAGAGGACCAGUGAUCAACUGAACGAGAAGAAAGAAAGAAGUAUACCAUUCAUUAAAACAGAUGAGAAGGGUCCAUCCAAUGCAGACAAACAGAAUGAGCAUAAACCCUGCGCAGAAACACUUUUCUCCCAGCAUGCACCACUCUCCCCAGAAUCCUCCGCUGUCAGGCCUAGUCAAUACAUAAAUCUAGCUAAAAGUAUACCAAAUCAUAAAGAAAAUGAGCAACAGAUACUCUCAACAGACUCAAUUCAGGACAAGUCAGAUCUGAGCCAUCAAGAAGACCCCAAAGUGACAAGUGACUCUUUAACAGCAGUAUCAUUCAGUCAGGAAUCCUUACACUCCCCCUCAAAGAACAGCUCGGGUUCAGAGGUGAACGCUUUAACAGCCAUAUCUGAACAUCAAGCCAGUCUUGGGCAAUGUGAUGGGGAGGAGGGACUUGAAUAAUAAGGAAGAUGUACCAGCGACCUGAUCAAUGAGAAAACAGAUGCUUACGAAGUCUACAUUACUUAUAGUGACAGCAGUUUUUUUAAGCGGUGCAGGACUCCAAAUCCCAUUCUGAAUGAACUUUUAACAAAGAUUUUCGCCUAACUGCAGAACACCCAAUGACAUCAUGAGUUAUAAGAAAACAAAUGUUUCUCGUAUAGGUGGGCAAGGAAAUCACAGAUAAUUGGUAGGUGUUAUUAUUCCAGUACAAACCAUUCCAUUAAAGAACACAAUGCUUCAGGUUUUGAUUGGCAGUAAUUACUGUCUUAACUGGAAGGAGUGGAAGGAAAUGCAGGGCUAGUGAUAGCAGCGUUGUCUUUCUCACCUCCGGUAUGUUACUUUUCAUAGUCUCAGAUGGUGGAAGAAUGCAAAGUCAUUGCUUUAUACAUAAUUGCACCAAUUUACAGAUGAAAUUAUGUUAAUUAUAUUAGAAGAUCUCUGUUACAUAACUUUUUUUGAAUUAUUUUUAAACUUGCUGGAAGGAAACAGUAACUUUGUUUCAAAGCUGAGCUAGUAAUAAAUUGAACAUUUUAUUUAUCUAUAAGAUUAAACUAUUUAUCAUUGUAGUUGUGGAUAUAGAUCUUAAAUCCUUUAACCCGCUUCCUUGUUGGAGCCAUGAGAUGUAUAUCAUAGAUGCUUAUUUUUGUCAAAUCUUGAAGAUAUCAUGUAAAGACUGACAUUUUGCGUGGUGCGAGAGCAAACAGGAAACUGCUAAAGUUUGUCGCUAUCCUUGUGCACAUAAACUGUGUAUCCUUUCGUAAGGCUUUGUCCUUGUGUCCUACAUACUGUAGGUAUCGUCUUUUAAAGGAUGGGGUAUAUGGAGGAUUCUCUAUUUAGAAUUAAACAAAACAUCCUUCGUAGGACAUACUGGCAGAAAAGGAAACAGGAAGUACCACGUUGCACUCGCACACCUGUCAAAUGAAUUAAAAUGGUUUCUACAUGAUUUAAGAGGUAAAAAGUUGGUUUGUUUCUACCCUAAACAAUCCCAAAAGAGUUAAACAAAUUUACAAAUGUCUUCUUAUUUACUUACUGUUUCUAAACGUUUAAAAACCACUCAACACUUGUAAACCUAUUUACUGCAUAUUGCCUGCUAAGAUUAAAAAAACGUGACACGAAUUGUAAACUGUUAACAUUUAAACACCACAUAUUUGAAUGUGCAGCUGCUGGCAUUUAUUCAAAUAACAGACGUUGGCCGACGCACAGAAUUGUGGGUUUUUGAGAGUACAACCUGAUUUUUUUAUAAAAACGCGACAUGAUGACGUAGCACUGUAGCAGCCUUCGAAUGAGACCUCUGGAGGAUACAGCUUUGCGAAAUGAGACACACCCAUAGCCUAUUAAUCUGAUGUGAUAUUUUGUGCAUUGCUAAGGAUUAAAGGAUAGUGGAGCUGUCAAUCAAAGACAGUCGGAUAGGAGACACUUUGUGCCAGUGCAUUAUGUUCAUAAACAAUUGACUGUUAUCAGCAAUUUUUAUUUGGUGCUAUACUAAGUAGAGGCUUUAAAUUUACAAUUCACCAAUGAAAUGAACCUUUAUAUAUGCCUGUUUAUUUACGUCUGCAUGUCAUUGUUCUCAAAUCUCGUAGCAUUGCUGUUCUUCUCAAACAUCCUCUGUGAUUUUUUUUUUCAUAAAUCUUUAAUUGUUAGUCACUCUUUAUGGUUGUCACCUGGUUUUGCAAAUAUUUAACCAAUAAAAAUUGUGCUUGUCAACUUUGACAUCACAGUAUUUAAUCAUUUAACAAAUAUAAAGUUUUUUUUUCAUUUCCUGAAAACAGAAUUUGGACAUGUUAGGUUUCAAGAGGAUGGCGAUAAGGUGAAAUUUGACAGCUGACAGGCCAUGUUUUACGCUUUGGUGGUAUUUUCCCCUACUUCUUCAUGUCAAAGAUUCUUACAAUAAAGAGUAAAUAGUCCUUUAUA
Triplophysa dalaica is the source of this 5993-nucleotide messenger RNA. Its product is annotated as microtubule-associated protein futsch. The coding region runs from base 105 to 4043 and encodes 1312 amino acids. The record is from RefSeq and is a predicted model, not a curated record. Gene Ontology annotation, molecular function: actin filament binding. The transcript has 12 exons. Gene Ontology annotation, cellular component: lamellipodium; cortical actin cytoskeleton; postsynaptic density. NCBI's taxonomy places the organism in Eukaryota, Metazoa, Chordata, Actinopteri, Cypriniformes, Nemacheilidae. Gene Ontology annotation, biological process: positive regulation of dendritic spine morphogenesis; regulation of actin filament polymerization; neuron projection morphogenesis.